Aspergillus chevalieri is the source of this 1344-nucleotide messenger RNA. Its product is annotated as tRNA (adenine-N(1)-)-methyltransferase. Lineage: Eukaryota; Fungi; Ascomycota; Eurotiomycetes; Eurotiales; Aspergillaceae. Gene Ontology annotation, cellular component: tRNA (m1A) methyltransferase complex. Gene Ontology annotation, biological process: tRNA methylation. The transcript has 4 exons. The coding region runs from base 1 to 1344 and encodes 447 amino acids. The record is from RefSeq and is a predicted model, not a curated record.
AUGGCUCGUCUGUUGCAGUCCCUCCGCCGAGUACUGGGACUGAAUACGUCCAAACCAGCGCUCCCGAAAUUUUCACGGUCCCUCGACACGGACUUUCAUAUAUUUCGCGAGGGCGAUCGUGUCAUCGUUCAUGGCAAGAAUCCAAUUUUAAGCAAACCAUUGCGACAAGGUCACAAGACCGAUACUCGUCGAGGAACCUUAUACCAUGACACCAUUAUCGGCCGGAGGGUGCGCGAUCUGUAUCCUGCGCACAAGGGCCCGGAAUACCGGCUUUCCCUCCCUAACCUCGACGAAUAUGUCGCCAUGACACCUCGCCUGGUAACGCCGAUUUAUGCGGCCGAUGCCAAUUUGAUCGUCUCCCUCCUUGACAUCCACGUUGCUCCUCCCGCAGAAGGCGAACAAUCAGCGCCACUGGAGAUUCUCGAAUCCGGAACUGGACACGGCUCGUUAACAUUGCAUCUUGCGCGCGCAAUUCAAGCGGCCAAUUCGAAUUCACCCCCGUUACCAGAGAAAUCCCAAAUCCAAUACCUGCCAGACAGGCCACUCAGGCCAGACGAGGACGCACCCAAAACGGUUCGGAAAGAGCAACAAUCCGACGGAGAUACCGCGGAGGAUUCAAGACAGAAGCAAUGGGACACAUGGCGAGCGUCUCGUGGAGCGGUUAUCCACACCGUCGACGUAUCUCCCAAAUUCUCCGCCCACGCUGAGCAAAUUGUCCGCAGCUUUCGACGGGGGAUUUAUGCAGGGAACGUCGACUUCUACGUAGGCCACGUGGAAAACUGGAUCGCAGAGCAGAUCAAGCAACGCGCAGCUGCUUUGUCAGCAUCAACAGGCUCCCUAUCCUCUCUUACGAGCCGCGAUAACACUCAGCCCGGCCCCUUCCUCUCCUACGCCAUCCUGGACAUGCCGUCCGCCCAUAUACGCAUCCCUCACGUCGCCCAAAUCUUGAAGCGGGAUGGGUUCCUUGCCGUGUUCAUGCCCAGCAUCACACAAAUCGGCGAGUGCAUCGACCUCAUCCGUCGACAGCGACUCCCGUUCGUCCAGGAGAAGGUCGUUGAGCUUGGUGCCGGUAUCAGCGGUGGCCGUCAAUGGGAUGUCCGCUUUGCUGUGAAGAAGUCGCGAGCUGAUCCAUCUUCUUGGGCAGAGUCCUCAUCAUCCACAGAGUUAGGGGAAGGAGCCGUUCAGCAGGACCAGGAGGAGCCAGCGUCAUCGUCGAAUAUCGAAGAAGAGGCACCAAAAGAGGAAGAUAGUGUCUUGGUCUGUAGGCCCAAGGUCGGGACGAGGAUUGUUGGUGGUGGGUUUGUGGGAAUCUGGAGACGGAUUGAAGAUUCCGCCAGGAAGUAA